Messenger RNA from Melopsittacus undulatus (budgerigar), 1667 nucleotides. It is a transcript of the gene PACC1, whose product is annotated as proton activated chloride channel 1. NCBI's taxonomy places the organism in Eukaryota, Metazoa, Chordata, Aves, Psittaciformes, Psittaculidae. Bases 159 to 1202 code for a protein of 347 amino acids. The record is from RefSeq and is a predicted model, not a curated record. The transcript has 9 exons. Gene Ontology annotation, cellular component: cell surface.
CGGCUCGGCUCGGGCUGAGCUCGGGCUGGUCCCGGUCCCCGCCGAUGCCAUGCUGAGACCCGAGAUGUCCGCAUCCUACCAGGAGUGUGGCCUGGACUAUGCAUGUUGCACUUCUACCAUGUGUGUCAGCCAGCUCCAUAUGUUAAGGAUUGUCCCACAUGCCAUGCCGCAAGUCUAGAUGCUGUCUGAGUGAAGAUGUGGAGCGAGCAUCUGAACACCCAACAGAUGAGAGAGAAGGAGAGAUGGAAGUGCAUGAAGAUGCCAGCUCUAUUAUUCUACCAGAUAGUGAACUGGGGACCACUGCCCCUUCUUUGCGUUUCAGCAAGACCUGCCUAAAGAAUGUCUUUUCAGUAAUUCUCCUGUUUAUUUAUCUGCUGCUCAUGGCUGUAGCUGUGUUCCUUGUCUACCAAACCAUCAGUGACUUCAGGGAGAAGCUCAAGCACCCAGUGAUGUCUGUCUCUUACAAGGAAGUGUCCUUGUAUGAUGCACCUGGUAUUGCCUUUUAUCCAGGCAAGGCUCGGCUGCUGAGCUGCAAGCAUCAUUACUAUGAUCACAUUCCACCUCUGAUCAAUCCAGGUCAACCAGGAGACAUUGAAUGCACCACUCAGAGAAUCAACUACACAGAUCCUUUUACUAAUCAAUCUAUGAAGCAUGCUUUGGUUGUUCAAGGCCCUCGUGAUGUGAAGAAAAAGGAACUGGUGUUUUUGCAGUUUCACUUAAAUGGAACAGACCAGGAUUUUAGUGCCAUUGACUAUCUUCUGUUUUCUUCUUUCGAAGAGUUCAUCAACAGUCCAGAAAGAGCAGAAUUCAUGAAGGACUGUGAAAGUUCAUAUUCCAGCUGGAAGUUUUCCGGAGGCUUUCGAACUUGGGUCAAGAUGUCCUUGGUGAAAACAAAAGAAGAAGAUGGCAGUGAGACUGUUGAAUUCAAGCAAGAGACCAGCGUGGUGAACUACAUUGACCAGAGAACUAAACCAAGAAGUGACCAGCUGUUCUUUGUGGUAUUCGAAUGGAAAGAUCCUUUCAUACAGACGGUGCAAGACAUUGUCACAGCAAACCCCUGGAACAUGAUUGCUCUUCUCUGUGGCAUCUUCCUGGCUCUGUUCAAGGCCGCGGACUUUGCAAAGUUAAGUGUCAAGUGGAUGAUCAAAAUCCGAAAGAGACAUCUGAAGAGGAGUCAUCAAGUGAGGAACCACAUAAACUGAGCCUCUGCAGGCUGCCCUUGGACUGCUCACAGCAGAAGGGAUAGAGAAUAACUGGAAUAAGCUUCAGUCAGCAAUGACAGGCACUGAACAGGUAUGUUUGUUUGCUUCAGACAAGCCACAGCUGGAGGAGCAGCCUUGGACUUCAGAAAGGAGCUUCACUCUAGGACAGGUCUAACCAACUCACACUUUCCUAGUCCCACUUUCACAAGUGUACCUCAGGCCAUGGGGGACCAGUGUUUGAAUGCUGCUCAGCAUGGGUGAGCAUUCAAGUGCUGCAGGAGCUGGGUUCUGCAGGUGCUCCCCUCAGUUACUGCUGGGACCAGGUGUUAGUGGAAGGUAAAGCACUCAACAGGAGUCUGGCCUCCCCUCCCCAAAGUGUGCCUUGUAACAAAAUACACUGGAAUUCUGUGACAUGAUGGCUUUGAUUUGAGUGACUUUAAUAUUAAACCGUACUUCUAAGAAGUA